Molecule: messenger RNA, 5459 nt
Organism: Numida meleagris (helmeted guineafowl)
Lineage: Eukaryota; Metazoa; Chordata; Aves; Galliformes; Numididae
Gene: HTR1F
Product: 5-hydroxytryptamine receptor 1F
Exons: 5
Coding region: 542-1642 (366 amino acids)
Biological process (GO): G protein-coupled receptor signaling pathway, coupled to cyclic nucleotide second messenger; chemical synaptic transmission
Cellular component (GO): dendrite; plasma membrane
Molecular function (GO): G protein-coupled serotonin receptor activity; neurotransmitter receptor activity
Source: RefSeq, a predicted model, not a curated record
UAAGAAAAUAGCAUGAGCAGCUGUGGGCUGGGAGUGAUCUGAUGGUUCUGAAGUUCCCUGCCCUGCCUGGUUACACUAGAUACUGCACAGACUCCCUGUCCUAAAGAAUAUGCUCCAUGCCACCAUCUGUGAGAAGGCUUCAGGUAUUUGGUAGACACAAUUUUUACUUCUGUUCUCAUCCCUGGGCCUCCUGGCACAGAUGUUACCUUACCAUGGCUGAUGCAAAUAUGGGAGAUGAAUCCCUACUGCAGAGGAGCAUACCGACCUGUCACGUUCACUCCUCUUCCACCAAACACUUCUGAGGCCAGUUCUUCUUGAAAGCUGUCUCAGUGAGCACACAGCAGAAAAACAAAUGUGCUACUCCUGGCCCAGGCUGGAAAACACGGAGUGCCUGGUAAUGCCGGUGGGAUAGCACAGGAAGGACCACAGCCUUCUGCAGGGAGACAUGCCAAAGGAAUCACAGCCAGCACGCUGCAAUUCGUGUGGCUUCCUAAAACAUGAAGGUAACUUCUACUGGUAAAGAUCACCUUUAAAAGGGAACAUGGAUUUAAUAAACUCAACCGAACAAAACAGUACAUCAGAAGAACUAUUCAAAUGGGUGACAUCCAAGAUUCUCAUUUCCAUUACCCUGUCUGUGCUUGCACUAAUGACAACGGCCAUCAAUUCUCUGGUGAUGACUGCAAUAAUUGUGACAAGAAAACUCCACCACCCCGCCAACUAUUUGAUCUGCUCUCUUGCAGUGACUGAUUUCCUUGUGGCAGUCCUAGUGAUGCCCUUCAGCAUUGUCUACAUUGUAAAGGAGACCUGGAUCAUGGGGCAAGUAGUGUGUGACAUUUGGCUGAGUGUGGACAUUACAUGCUGCACGUGUUCCAUCUUGCAUCUCUCUGCCAUUGCUUUGGAUCGUUACAGAGCAAUCACAGAUGCUGUGGAAUACGCACGAAAAAGGACACCAAAGCAUGCUGGUAUCAUGAUUGCAGUGGUAUGGAUCAUAUCCAUUUUUAUCUCUAUGCCACCUUUGUUUUGGCGGCACCAGACAACCAGCAGGGACGAUGAAUGCAUCAUCAAACAUGACCACAUUGUUUCCACCAUUUACUCCACAUUUGGCGCCUUCUAUAUCCCCCUGGCCUUGAUUUUGAUCCUUUAUUACAAGAUAUACAAGGCAGCAAAGACGUUUCACAGAAGAAGUGUCAGCCGGAUAGUCAGGGAGGAGGUAAAUGGACAAGUCCUUUUGGACGCAGGUGAAAGAAGCACCAAAUUGGCUUCAAUGCCCAGCACAACAGAGAAGACAUCAGAGCCACUGGUGGACUGUGAUAAAAUCAACGUCAGCAUACGAAGCCCCAGAUCUGAAUCUAAGCACGAGAAGUCUUGGAAAAAACAGAGGAUCUCUAGCACAAGAGAGCGAAAGGCAGCAACUACUCUGGGUCUGAUCCUGGGGGCAUUUGUGAUUUGCUGGCUUCCUUUUUUUGUAAAAGAAGUAGUUGUGAACACCUGUGAAAGAUGUCACAUUUCAGAAGACAUGUCUAAUUUCCUAGCAUGGCUGGGAUACAUCAAUUCCCUUAUUAACCCUCUAAUCUACACAAUCUUUAAUGAAGAUUUCAAGAAAGCCUUCCAGAAGCUUGUGCGGUGUAGGCAAUAUCUUUAAGAGCUUUUGUUCAUAUAAGCAGAACAUACUCAUUGCUUUUUUUAACAUGUAUAAAUUUAUAUAACUGAGAUCACAUUUGUUGUAUUUAAGGAAAAGCACCAAGACUCUGCAUUCACAUUAUGACUCUUUUGUAUAAGUAGUACCAGGAGCAUAAAUUGCCCACGUUUUAAAGAGAUGAAUCUUCUGGGAUCAGUUUUGCUCUGGAGAAAGAAGUAGCGUAUACUCAUUGAGGCCCUGACCAUGCUGGCAUUUGGAGAGCUGCUUAGUUUGAAGCAUAUAGGUAUUACAUUAAAUAUGAAGGAAAUCUACACCUUCGAAGUAGAUAAAAGAAAGAAACAAAUUUAAAAAAAGAAAAAAAGCAAUUCUAAGUGACUUUUUAAGUUUUAAGUAAAUAACACACAGAUUUUGGUCUCUAUUGUCAGUAAGAUGGAAAAUAAAACUUACUAAUGUUAUUAGUGUAGGACAGGCUUGCAGCAUAGAGCCAAGCUAUUUUGAACAAAGGGUGGUAGCUUUAAAUAUUCCUAGCAUCACCCUAUGUUGACUAGGUGAGUUCAGCUCCAGCCUUGCCCUCUCCUAGGACUUCCUUGUGUUACGCCCUUGCAAUGCCCCAGUGGUAGGGAAGACACUUUCACAGCCCAGCAGUUCGUAGUGAGUCAAUAUCAUGUGCCCUCUGCCAUUGCACACCCAAGACACAUACAGCCAUAGCCCCAGGGGAAUGGUAUGGUAGUCAGUGCACCUCCAGUGAUUAGGGUCUCAGAGCCUGGUGCUCUGAGUCUCCAUUUCAGUAGAGCCCGCGGAGAAUUUAGCUCAUAAAAAGCAGCUGGUCCUCCUUCUACCGAUGUUAGAAACAUAAGAUAAUCCCUGCUCACAUCCUCAUCUCUAUCUCACACGCCUGUCCAGGCACAAUCCUAUAUUUCCCAGUACCAAACGUAUCCACAGUUUGUGCCAGGGCCCCCAGAUAACUGCUGACGGUGGUCGGCUUACUGAGGUUUGGUUGAGAGUCACUAAACUAAGUUCCAGUUCAGCACAUGCUCCUCCACUUCCAGAAGCCUAAUGUCCCCCAAGUCUUUUCUUGACUGUGCCUCAAGCACUAAGGUUGUGCACCUUCUUCCCAGUCAUGUUAGAAAGCAGAGUCCAACCACAGUUUAAGCAGUGGGGGUCUCCAGAAAAUGCCCUGCAGCCCUUCUCCAUAAAGGGCAGGGAAGUUAUCUCAGUCUGCAGUACAUGCCUGGGGAGGUGAUCCAGUAGGAUGCUCAUGGGCUGGCCCCUCCAAAACCCCACUUCUCUCAGAGCAUCUGGCCCUGGUCCCCAGUCCCAGAAAAGCUGAAAGGACCUCGCAUCCACUCCAGCUUGUAUUUUUCCCCUUAGAUACAAGCUGCCACAGCAGCUGUCAGAGGUGUUUCAUGAAAGAUGAUGAGGUUUGAGACCUGAGAAAUUGAACUAAUUUGUUUCUGUCACUUGAAAUUUACUGUAUUCUGCUUUCACAUCAAGAUCCAAAUGAGAUAUUAUUCACAAGUACCAGAAACCAUGUAUUUGUUUUACUGUUGAUUUUAACCCCUCCAGGAAGCUACUGGAAAUCCUACUCGUCAUAUCCUGUAGCUCUAGUGCAGCAGAAGCAUAGCUACCUUUUGAAGGCACUAGGAUGCGGCAGCAUGUAAUUUGGCUUGUACGCAGCAUAAAAUAAUGCAUUUGAUAAUUCUGCAGUCAGAGUACAGAUGCAGCAGCCCCUGUGACCUCAGCAAUGGCUAUAUUAUGCUGAAAGAAAAUAACAGUUUUAAGGAUCAGCUGUGCUCUGCUGUCUCCAGAAAGAGCCACAGAACUCAGCUUCAUGAGAGGAUUACCAGGUUAGCAGAAGGCCACAAGGAAAAACACAGUGAAACAUCUAACUCUGAAGAUCUGUUUCCCUUGUUUUUUUGGUGGGUUUUUUUUUUGUUUUUUUUUUUUUUUUUGUUGUUGUUGUUGUUUCGUUUUUGAGUACUAACAUUGGAUAUUUAAAGCCAUGGCUUCCCCUCCCCCUGCUUUUCCCCGUAAAUCUGCUGGAGGGUAGAGUGCACUAUUUUUCCUCUUACACGUGAGAUGUUUGACAAUGUCUUGUGAAAGCAUAUUGGAAGAAAAACAAGGGUUGCUUUUGAGGAGAAAAGAUAUUUAAGAUACUCAUAAUAGAUAAGGCUCAAAGAAUGGAAUAAUAUGUAGAUAAAUAGAAAAUAGCUCUCAUUUAUGCACUGUCAACAGUACUAUACUCUGAAAUAAGCUGCUAAACGUUUCUCAAAAUGCAGGGUGGGUUUUUGUUGGUUUUUUUUUUUAUGCUUCUCAAUGAGCUCUGUGUGCUCAUCCUUCAGCACCCCAGUGGUGGAAGAUGCAACUACAAGAAAUCUAAGCAAGCAAGCAGGUAGUUAUCUUAUUAAAAGCACUUACAGAUUGUGGACCAUCAUUUCUUGGUGUCUGAAAUUUCCACAGUGACAAACACUGCAUUACACAUCCCCACACAGUAUCAUUUCAUCUUCAGCAUCUAUGUGUGCAUGUGAUGUGCUAAGAAAACCUCUAAUUUUUUUCUUUCAAGAUGCAUAAUGGCUAAGGUUUCUGCUAGAUGCAGUUUUCCCUUCCCCACAAGAUACACAGGCACUCACUGGAGGUUAACAUUGAAUUCAAAGAGCAAGAGAGAGACUGCAAUAUUUUAUGCACUGGAGCUGGGAUUUAUUUUUUACAAUUAGCUCUUUACCCUGUGGGAGUUCAGUCCCCCAGAUAGAAGAAGAAGGAAAAAAAAGGCUGUUUUCUUAACUCUAUUUCUCAGAAGAGAGCAUAUGUACUUGAGGAAAGGGUUUUCCAUCUACCUCUGCUUUGGACAAAGCUCCUUGGAUCCCUACCUCCGCUGCAGCUGCCCUCCCAGUUGCUGCUUGCUGCCCAACCACCCAUCCAUUUAGAUUUCUUCUAGCACUUGGAGAACCGUAUUUGGAGCAGCUGACCUACUCCCACUUCAUCUUUCACGGAGGAUGAUUCCUGAUGUAACUAUGAAUGCUAUAUCCAGUUCAGGUAGACAUUUUUUUUUUACUAACAGUAAGAAGUUAAAUACAUCUCAUUUUUCCGUGCUCAGUCUUUCUCCUUCCCUUCCUACCAAGUGGUGUCCUUUCCUCUUGAGGAUAGCACAUUCCUACAGAGGGAUUGGGGUAUGAAUACACUUUUGUUUUUGUGACGCAGUCACACUUGUUAAUGCAUGACUGUACCACCCAGAAACACCCACCUCAUCCAAAUGUGCUUUUGGCAAUCAUUGCCUUCAGCUGGUGUCUAAUUGUUCUUAGCAUUAGGGAGGUACACAGAAAUAAGUAUGUGCCAAAUUAUUUUCUCCAGUAGUUACAAACUCAGCACUUCCAGGCAAGUAUGCAUUCCUAUUUGGCCUUUGUGUUUCAGAUUCCUUUGCAGAAGGGAAACAGAAGAUCACCCCUGUAGCUAUAGAAAAGGAAGGGCUUUUAGAGCUCUGCAGAUCAAAGAAAAAAAAGGCUGCAAGAAAAGGAUGAAGAAACCCUUGUAGCAGCCCUGUAAAGACUGAGCAUAAACCUAACACUUGCAAGCAUUCCAGCACCCAAGCAGUGAGCAUUACCUGCUGUUUUCUCUCUUAUUCCUCUUCUGAAAAGUGCUGCUACACUACAAGAACAGUACUACCAAAAUCAGAACUAUUAAAAAUACCAGUAGUAUGUUGCUAUCCCCUCCCCUGCACAAUGCUGAAAUGAAUUAAGCAGAUUUUUUUCUUUAGGAUUUUCCGUUUGUCUAAUGGUGUCUAAUUUCUAAUUGUUUUGUUGUUGUUGUUUCUCUCCUCAACCAA